Messenger RNA from Cygnus atratus (black swan), 1536 nucleotides. Its product is annotated as cytochrome P450 26B1. The transcript is spliced from 6 exons. Lineage: Eukaryota; Metazoa; Chordata; Aves; Anseriformes; Anatidae. Gene Ontology annotation, molecular function: oxidoreductase activity, acting on paired donors, with incorporation or reduction of molecular oxygen; heme binding; monooxygenase activity. The record is from RefSeq and is a predicted model, not a curated record. Gene Ontology annotation, biological process: sterol metabolic process. Bases 1 to 1536 code for a protein of 511 amino acids.
AUGCUUUUUGAAAGUUUUGAUCUCGUCUCGGCACUGGCUACCCUCGCGGCGUGCUUGGUGUCACUGACUUUGCUGCUGGCCGUGUCCCAACAGCUGUGGCAGCUCCGCUGGGCUGCCACCCGCGACAAAACCUGCAAGCUACCAAUCCCUAAAGGCUCUAUGGGAUUCCCUUUAAUCGGAGAAACCUUCCACUGGCUCCUGCAGGGCUCCUGCUUCCAGUCUUCGCGGCGGGAGAAGUACGGGAACGUGUUCAAGACGCACUUGCUGGGGCGGCCGCUGGUGCGGGUGACGGGCGCGGAGAACGUGCGGAAGAUCCUGAUGGGGGAGCACCACCUGGUGAGCACCGAGUGGCCGCGCAGCACCCGCAUGCUGCUGGGGCCCAACACCGUGGCCAACUCCAUCGGCGACAUCCACCGGCACAAGAGGAAGGUUUUCUCCAAAAUCUUCAGCCACGAGGCCCUGGAGAGCUAUCUGCCCAAGAUCCAGCUGGUGAUCAAAGACACCCUCCGGGCCUGGAGCAGCAACCCCGAGUCCAUCAACGUCUACCACGAGACCCAGAAGCUCACCUUCCGCAUGGCCAUCCGCGUCCUGCUGGGCUUCCGCAUCCCCGACGAGGAGCUCAGCCGCCUCUUCGAGGUCUACCAGCAGUUUGUGGAGAACGUCUUCUCCUUGCCCAUGGACCUGCCCUUCAGUGGCUACAGGAGGGGCAUCCGGGCACGUGAGACGCUGCAGAAAGGGCUGGAGAAAGCCAUCCAGGAGAAACUGCAGAACACACAAGGCAAGGACUAUGCUGAUGCACUGGACAUCCUGAUAGAGAGCGGCAAAGAGCACGGCAAGGAGCUCACCAUGCAGGAGCUGAAGGACGGCACCCUGGAGCUCAUCUUCGCCGCCUACGCCACCACCGCCAGCGCCAGCACCUCUCUGAUCAUGCAGCUCCUCAAACACCCGCGGGUGCUGGAGAAGCUGCGGGAGGAGCUGCGCAGCAAGGGCAUCCUCCACAAUGGCUGCAUCUGCGAGGGCUCCCUGCGGCUCGACAACAUCAACGGCCUGCACUACCUGGACUGCGUCAUCAAGGAGGUGCUUCGCCUCUUCACCCCCAUCUCGGGGGGGUACCGGACGGUGCUGCAAACCUUCGAGCUGGAUGGUUUCCAAAUCCCCAAGGGCUGGAGCGUCAUGUACAGCAUCCGGGACACCCACGACACCGCCCCCGUCUUCAAGGACGUGGACGUCUUCGACCCCGACCGCUUCGGGCAGGGCCGCAGCGAAGACAAGGAGGGCAGGUUCCACUACCUCCCCUUCGGAGGGGGCGUACGGACCUGUCUGGGGAAGCACCUGGCCAAGCUCUUCCUCAAGGCGCUGGCCAUCGAGCUGGCCAGCACCAGCCGCUUUGAGCUCGCCACCAGGACUUUCCCCAAAAUCACCCUGGUGCCCGUGGUCCACCCAGUCGACGGACUCAAGGUCAAAUUCUUUGGACUGGAUUCCAACCAGAACGAGAUCCUGACGGGGACAGACGCUAUGCUGGGGGCCACGGUGUAG